AUGUCAUCUGCUAGAAAAAGAAGUUUGCUGUGGGAUGAAGUCGAACUUCUCUUUGUUAAAUCCAAGGUCUACUUGCAUCCCACGCCAUCGAAACGAGACAACAUCAGUGGGUUUCUCUCGUUGUCCCGCCCUGCCAAUUCGUCCAAUCUUGACAUAAUUUUGGCAUUCACGCCAGAGAAUCAGUUGUCUAGUGAAGACAGGAAGGUUUACGAACAGGUUGACGUUGAGGAUAUCCAGCUUGAUUUGGAAUCGUUGAGUCUUCAGCAUAGUCAACCCCUGAAGAAACGGGUCGACAGCCUGCGCAUCGUCAAGAAGCCUUCGGCAUCAGUCCUCUCUAGUUACUCAUUCAGUUCCGUUUUGUCGUAUGUGUACUCCAUCCAGUUUAGAAUCCCCUCCCAUGGGUAUUGGUAUGGCUCCAUUGUGGUCAACACUCAGGACGGGGACAAACUCCCCAUUAUGUUUUUCCAUGACGAUGAGUCGCCAUCCACAAUCAAAUCCAACAAACUCCAUAAUCAAAGGUUCGAUCCGUUUGGAAACGAAGGCGAAAUAUACUGGGGUGGCGUUGAUUUCCGCAAGGCCCUUGAGAAGGUCGUCAAUAUCCAGCGAUCAACCAUUGAACCGUCAGUAUACUUGAUCAACCCGCAAUCUACCGAUUUGCGUAACUUUGCUCCCUUCAAGACCAAGCAAACUCAACAGCCGCAACCACAGCAACCAGAAAUUGAAUUACCUUUUAAGCUUCCCGACGUCAGUAAAUUCAUUGCUACUGCUAAAUGGAAAGUGUUGGAAACCGUAGCGACAUUUGGUGCCAAGACUAGAAAUCAAGUGCUUGAUAUUAUUGAAGACAAUGCACCUAAGCCUUUGAAGGAAAUCAUGCGCCAACCGGAAGUGCAGCAGAUCGGCAAUGAUUUCGAAUCGGCCCGGAUUUACUUGGCUAAGUGGGCGCAACAGGUCAAAGAAGAGGCGGAGCGCAGUCAGAGCAAGUAUAUGCUUGAUUACGAUUUGUACAGCAAGAUUAAUCGUGAAUUAGGGUCUAGUGAAGUGCUCACGGACGAGGAAAUUAGUUGCACCAGUAGAAGAGCAGAGGUUUCUCGUCAGGAAUGGAAAUCGUUUUUCGACUUCAGUGGGAGAUUGUGUAUUACUGCUGACGAAGUCAAGGGUCGGAUUUUCCAUGGUGGGUUAGCUCCAGAUGUUAGACCGGAAGCAUGGUUGUUCUUACUAGGUGUUUAUCCCUGGGAUUCAUCCAGUGAGGAAAGAGAAGCACUUCAGAAUUCAUAUGAAAGUAGCUAUCAAGAGUAUAAAUUGAAAUGGGUUAACGACGAUGACAAGAGAUCUACCGAGUUUUGGAAAGAUCAGAAGUUUAGAAUUGAAAAGGAUAUUAACAGAACUGAUCGAAACUUGGACAUUUUCAAGAAUCCAAGAAAAAAAUCAAGAAGCUCAGGUGAGAGCAGUGGCAAGAGUCGUGAAUCAUCACCGGAAACCCCAGAUGAGGAAGAUUUCGAUGAUGAGUUUGAUAUCUCCAAUAUUCGUAAUCCACAUUUGUACAUUAUGCGAGAAAUCCUAUUAACCUACAAUGAAUACAAUGAGAAUUUAGGAUACGUUCAAGGAAUGACGGACUUGUUAUCGCCACUUUAUGUUACUUUUCAAGAUGAAACACUUACAUUCUGGGCAUUUGUCAAGUUUAUGGAUCGUAUGGAACGGAACUUUGUCCGUGAUCAAUCAGGCAUGAAGAAGCAAAUGAAUACCCUUAAUAAGCUUCUCCAAUUCAUGUUGCCUGACUUGUAUAAGCACUUGGAGUUGUGUCAGUCCAAUGAUCUUUUCUUUUAUUUUAGGAUGUUGUUGGUGUGGUUUAAGCGAGAAUUAGAAUGGGAUCAGAUGUUGAGAUUGUGGGAGAUAUUCUGGACCGAUUACUACUCCAGCCAGUUUCACUUGUUCUUUGCCCUUGCUAUAUUGAGUGAUAAUGAGCGGAUUAUCAUUGCUCAUCUCAAGCAGUUUGAUGAGGUGUUGAAGUAUAUGAAUGACUUGUCGAUGAAGCUCAAGUUGGAUCCAUUGUUGAUUCGUAGUGAAUUGUUGUUUUUGAAGUUCAAGCGGAUGUUGGAUAUUAUUGAUCGCGAUAACAGUUUGAAGAAGUUGAAGUCGGAUCCGUAUGCUGGUGAGUCAAGUAGUGCAGCGGUUGCUGCUGCUGCUGCUGUCAAUAAUGACGGAGUCAUUGUUGUGGGUGAUGAGUUGCGUGAGUUGUUGAAACAUGAAAUCAUCAUUCAGAAGGAAGUGGAAAGACCAGAAGGUGUAGGCGGUGGGUAG
Messenger RNA from Spathaspora passalidarum NRRL Y-27907, 2298 nucleotides. It is a transcript of the gene GYP7, whose product is annotated as Gyp7p. The coding region runs from base 1 to 2298 and encodes 765 amino acids. The record is from RefSeq and is a predicted model, not a curated record. Gene Ontology annotation, molecular function: GTPase activator activity. NCBI's taxonomy places the organism in Eukaryota, Fungi, Ascomycota, Pichiomycetes, Serinales, Debaryomycetaceae. Gene Ontology annotation, biological process: activation of GTPase activity. The transcript has a single exon.